UUAAUAAAGGUCAAAAUUUGUUGAGGUCUAACGCAAUGGUUUCGUGGUGUAGUUGGUUAUCACGUCAGUCUAACACACUGAAGGUCUCCGGUUCGAACCCGUGCGAAGCCAUCUUUUUUUUUUUUUUCUAGGGAUUUCCCUUUUUGAUAACUUCCUUCACGAAAGCAUACAAACUUCUUGAAACUUAUUUUCCUUCUAAUUUGCGUCUUUGUUUUAAACAUCUCUUUCGUAAAUUACUUUGACGGCAUAAUAAUUCUUCAGUGGGCGAUGCGCUACCGUGAUAUUUACCAUCCAAUUUGAUUAUAUAUACUCUCAAGAAACAUCAAUGAAGAGAAGGAGGAGGUCGCAAGUGUUCUUCAAACUUUGCAAGAAAAAGUCUAGCUAGCUAGACCCCUUCCACCAAAGCAUACAAGAUACUGCUGCAAUGGUCCUGCUCCUCUCUUUCAAACAGAGGAUUACGCCGCACAACUGGACUUAUUUGACAUCUGACAGGCCUAGCCCAAUAAGCUACUCUCUGCCUUUUUUUAUUAUUAUAUAGACAGAUCAGUAACCCUAAUUUUUGAUAAGCUGAGAGAAAUUUCGCAUUAUUGUUGUUCAUCUGUCUAAGUCUAGGUCGAUGCAAAACAACUAAAACAUCCCACCGUAAGAUCUCUCAGUCUGUGUAGAUGGGAACCACUAGAGAUUUCUACCGGGGAAACACAAAUGUCUUCUGGGACGUAGAGGAUGUCUCAAUCCUUAGUCACCUAGAUCCUGAAUUGGUUUAUGGUAAUAUCAAGUCCGAUCUUGAGGAUAAGGGUUUUGCAAUUGAUCCUUACUUGUCGUCGACCGUAGCGAUCGUUGAUGAUAAUGUCUCGGAAACUUUGAAAAAUUCAUAUAGUAGAUCUGGAAUCCGAUUUAUUCGCUUACCCGGAGGAACUAAAUAUGAGAGAGUUCACAACAUGUCAGUUCACACUCUUCUCUGGGCAUUGAGAGAGCAAAAUAUGCGAGCAAAUUUGAUUAUACUCUCAAAAAACUUGGGAAAAGACGAGCAGUUCACAAGUCUUAUCGAAGCUAUCAAGAAAAAAAGUGAUUACAAUAUUGUCUUCCAUGAUCCUACCAGCAUAUUAGAUAACAGUGUUGGAACCCCUGACGCCAUCGAGCAAAUCAAAGACGGAAGAUACCGCUGCAGUACUUGUAAGUCUAUAAUCAAGGAAGGCGAAAGUAGCUCCCGAAACCAAUAAGAUCAAGAAAGACAAAAGGGGCCAAUAAGUUUGUAUUCAUCUUUUGGUUUUGUUUAACUUGAAAGCCUCCAUUGAGAGUUAGUCCGUGUAUUAAAAUUAUGCAUGUGGGCGAUCAUGUUGUUGUUGAUCCAAGCUAUAAGCUCAGUUGCAUAGUUUCACUACUAUAAGAGUAUUUAUAUUAAUUAAAUUGCGUUCGAUGAAAUAUAA
Molecule: messenger RNA, 1427 nt
Organism: Camelina sativa (false flax)
Lineage: Eukaryota; Viridiplantae; Streptophyta; Magnoliopsida; Brassicales; Brassicaceae
Source: RefSeq, a predicted model, not a curated record